This is a messenger RNA of Peniophora sp. CBMAI 1063, 744 nucleotides long. NCBI's taxonomy places the organism in Eukaryota, Fungi, Basidiomycota, Agaricomycetes, Russulales, Peniophoraceae. The record is from the annotation of a GenBank genome assembly.
AUGCUGCUGCAAGCUGCAAGCCGCGAACGAACCCCCUCCACCCACCAGGCCGCUGCGAAGGAGACCGCGUUGAUUCACACUUGCGCUGUCCAAAAGUGCACAUCCUCCAAUGUCGAAGAGUCUACCAGUGCUCUCCACGCGUCUGUCACCAAACCCGAGUCGCAGCUUGAUGCCACGAAGACCUGGACGGAGUCUGGGAGGCCUACCUCGCUGCCACGAUUGAAGUCGACGUCAAAGUCAUCCCCAAUCAUCCUCGCUCCUUCAAACGCCAGCCGCAGGACGACCGGCUGCAUCGCCCAAGGCGGCGCAGAAAACGGGCCAGCGUCAGGUUCUCUCGAGUCAUUUGUCACGACGACCGCGUCCGACUUCCCAUCUGAGCUCAAGUUCAAGAGCGAACGGGAGGCUGCGAAGGAUGUUGCGGCUGAGCACGAGUUGGUGUUCUACGCGUCCGAGCUCGUGGCUGAUCUCGCCGUUGCGAAGGAAGCGUCUGACGCUGCUUUGGCCGCGGAGGAGGAGAACGGAUUUGGGGAAGCGAGCGACCAACACCACGCUGUCCGCCGCGCUCGCGGCUGCCACCGAGUCGAGACCGAGGUCGCGCAGGCCAAGACCCACGCCGGGACGCUCGAGUCCGAGAUCGGAUCGCUCAAGGCGUCGUCCGAAGUAUUCGUCCCGGAGUUCGCUGCUCCCCGGGAAGAGCUUGCCGCUGCGCAAAAUGCGGCUUCUAGUCACGAUUCAUGCCGCUAA